UGGAAAAGCAGUGCUACUGAUGGAUAUGGGACAUUAUGCAUGCUCAUGAACGAAAGACACAAAAUCACGCGAGAAGGAAAGAAAGAAAAAGUUAUUUUCUAGCUAUUGCGAUUGCAUCGACGCCAUCUUUGUUGUAAGAAGUAAACAACGAAGAUUUACUGUUGCACAUGUGAAAGUAGGGCAGCGGGAACAUUGAACUGCACCCACUGUAUGCAGUGGUUUUUGUUGGUUGGUAAGUAAGGCGGUAUAUGGGAUUUCGCUAACUGUGUACGCCCUACUAUUUAGUUUUUAAUCAUAUGGGUACUUCUGUGACGCGCACGUUUUUGGUGCAAAGAGAAAAGCGAAAAACGUAAACACCGGGAGUAUUGCACGAGGAUAUUAUCAAUUUAAUUCACAUAUUUAAAAAUUGUUAAUGCCACAAUUAUAUCAUGUCUGGUUUGUGUGAGAAGAGUUAUGCUGUUGAUGCCAAGUUCAACAAUUUCUAUAAUGGUGGUGAUGUCGCUUGGUCCAAUGAUGGCCAAAUUUUUUAUUGUUCGAAUCAUACCGAAGUAUGUGCAGUGAAUGUCUCCACGGGCCAACUUGUGCGUUCAUACGGCACUAAUGUUGAAGCAGGAGAAACUGGCUUAUCGGCAGACAGAGCACCACGAUCGGAUGAUGAACAAUUAGAAGACGAAAUUCCUUGUUUUGCGCUUGCACCGGAUAACACUUUACUUGUAACAGCUCACCGCAGUGGAUUACUGCGUCUAUGGUCUAUCGAUACUGGUAAAGUCGUGAAAUUAUGGAAAUCUCAGCACCGAGGACCGAUAGUUAAAAUUCAUUUCAGCAAUUGUGGUAAGAUCAUUUGCUCUAGUGGUGCUGAUUCUUCUUUACGCAUAUGGGAUUAUGUACAUAGCACGUGUGUUUGCGCUUUGCGUGAAUUUUCCGGCCCAGCACUAGUUUUAGCAUUCCAUCCAGAUCCUACGCGCACGGAAGUGUAUGCAGCAGGCGCAGAUAAUGCAAUAUAUUGUUGGAACUAUGCAGAGAAGCGACUUUUGCGACAAAUGCGUGGACACCUUUCCCAGGUCACAGCUAUCACAUUUAUAGGCGGUGGAAAUGAUGGUGGUUAUGAUUUUGUAGCUUCGGUAAGUCGAGACAAAGUCUUAAUUGUAUGGCGGUUAGCCGAUGCAUCCCAGCACAAAGUUAUACCGAUGUAUGAAGAACUUGAAGGCGUAGUUUGUUUGAAUGAAAAUCUUGUCAACAAAGGGGCAUUUGAUGUGGUCGUAGCUUGUGCAUCCGGAGCCUUAAAGUUGGUUGAUUGUAAAACAGCUAAAUUAAUCACUUUGAGUGAGGACGCAAGCCAAGAGCUUCGACAACUACUAUAUUGUAAACACACUAAGCAAUUGGCUGUGGUUACGGUGGAACAAAAUAUUUUGAUAUAUAAAGCAACUGCUGAAAGUGUGGAGACCAAAACACUGGAAUGUACAAAGCAAUUGAUCGGGUUUAAUGAUGAAAUUCUUGAUAUUUGCUUUCUGGGCGAGAAUGACCGCUUCUUAGCUGUAGCUUCAAAUAGUAAAAAUAUUAAGAUAUAUGACACGGAAGCGAAUAUGAAUUGCAAAAUUGUUAGCGGACACAACGACACCGUAAUGACACUAGCCGCGGCUGGUGGCACUAAUUUGCUACUUUCUGCCGGAAAAGACCUUAGUAUUUUAUUAUGGAGAGUGAAUCCAAAUAACUUUACACUUUCGUGUAUUGCUCGCAACAACAGCAGUCACACUUCCACUAUUGGCUGUCUCGUGUUCGGCUGCAACACUGCGGCAUUCUUCGCUUCAGUUUCGCAAGACGGCAGUCUAAAAGUAUGGCAUCUGAAAAAAAACAAAGAUGCAGCACACUCCUUCAAUUUAAAGUACUCGGCACUGUCGCAUGACAAGGAGGUGAAUAGUGUCAGCUUUUCGCCCAACAACAAACUUCUGGCUACAGCAUCGCAAGACAAAACUGCGAAAUUAUGGAGUGCUGAGACCAACACCUUAGUUGGCACGCUGCGUGGACAUACGCGAGGCGUUUGGUGCGUGCGAUUCUCACCGGCUGAUCAAGUCGUACUAACUUCAUCCAGCGAUUGUACACUACGUCUUUGGUCGCUAUCCACACUAACUUGUAUAAAACGUUUUGAGCAAGAAUGCACUAUUCUGCGCGCAGAAUUCAUUGAUUACGGCAAAUAUAUAGUGUCUGCCGCAACCGAUGGUAUACUUAAGUUAUGGAGCAUUAAAACGAACGAAUGCGUACAAACACUGGAUGCGCAUACCGAUCGUAUUUGGUCUUUGGCCGUAUCAGCGCGCAGCGGUAAAUGUUUUUACAGUGGUGGUGCAGACUCCAAAUUAAUAAAGUGGCAAGAUGUUACCACACAGUGCCGGAACGAGGAGAUCGAUAAACGCGCACAAUUGAUGCGAGAGGAACAAACGCUACAGUCUUUGUUACAACAACGGCAAAAUAUGAAAAAAGCCUUCAUGUUAGCACUUCGUCUAGGCAAACCAAAAACAACCUACAACAUUAUAAGUGAAUAUGUGCGUGGGCGCAACACUGAACCCGUGCAUGAGAUAAUCAAUACGUUGAACGGGGAGCAGCGUGUGACGCUUAUGGAGCACACGAAGGCGUGGACAACUAAUUCGAGACAUUGCAAGAUAGCCAACCUGGUGUUGCACUAUUUGCUGAGUGAUUGCAUAGCAGCGCCGACACAGCACGGGGUGCCUGGUAUGCGUAAUGUGGUAGAAGUACUGACGCCAUACCUCCAGCGGCAUCACAAACGUGUCAAUGAGCUGACCAAGGAGCUGAUGUUUCUCGAGUAUAUUGUCGAUGGAAUUUAGGGUUGUCUGGAAGCUGGUUAAUGUGGCGUUAUUGUUUGAUUGAGUUUUGUAGUACUACUAGUAGCGACAUGAUGAAAAAAUAAAACAUUUGCAAAUAUUGUCCAUUUCUUGUUAAUUAACCGAGAUUGGAUUGGUUGUAGAAGUGACAUUUUUGAUUUCUUGGUGGUGCUUUUUAUUUAUUUUUUUUUCAGCAAACGGCGGUUAACCGGCCUGCUAAUUUACCAUGUGAGACAAUCAGCUGAUUGCUGUUUACACAAUGUGCAGUGAAAAAAUUAUACCGCUUUUAAUUUCCAACUCUGGCAACCCUGUGCAUCACGUGCAGUGCCCGCGGUUGUGUACAUAGAUGUGUGUGUGCGCGGGGCUGCAGCGACCUUCUUUGUGCUUCUGUUUGCCUGGUACAAUUUUACAGUGAAGUUGAAAAAAGUGGGAAAGCGAAUUUUUAGAAUUUGGGAGCGAGCGAGCUUCUCUUAUUUUCUCCAAACGCACAUUUCGAGAUAUCAAAUAAAAUAGGAUGAAGUUAUAUUUUUAAACAUUUCUUUAUUAUCUUGCCAACAUACAUACAUAUUUUAUACAUUUAAAUAAACUCUUUGUUCUCGCAUAAUCAUUUAUAUAAUUUAACUCGCUUUAAAUGAAACUUAACAAAAAAUAUGUAUAUCGAAAACAAUAUAAAGAAAUCUACUAAAUGAACAAGAGAAUUGUAUAAAAAAUAUGUUGCUCACUACAGUAAUUCUAAACUUAACACAUACUAUGUAUGCAUAUAAAAAAGUAAGGAAACCAUUAU
Molecule: messenger RNA, 3618 nt
Organism: Rhagoletis zephyria (snowberry fruit fly)
Lineage: Eukaryota; Metazoa; Arthropoda; Insecta; Diptera; Tephritidae
Product: transducin beta-like protein 3
Biological process (GO): endonucleolytic cleavage to generate mature 5'-end of SSU-rRNA from (SSU-rRNA, 5.8S rRNA, LSU-rRNA); endonucleolytic cleavage in 5'-ETS of tricistronic rRNA transcript (SSU-rRNA, 5.8S rRNA, LSU-rRNA)
Cellular component (GO): nucleolus; 90S preribosome; small-subunit processome
Molecular function (GO): U3 snoRNA binding; protein binding
Source: RefSeq, a predicted model, not a curated record